This is a messenger RNA of Saccoglossus kowalevskii, 537 nucleotides long. Its product is annotated as small integral membrane protein 15-like. The record is from RefSeq and is a predicted model, not a curated record. Lineage: Eukaryota; Metazoa; Hemichordata; Enteropneusta; Harrimaniidae.
UCUUUUAGCGUCGACUUGUUUGUUGGAAUUUUAGCAUUGGUAUACGAGAUACAUGAGGGAUUUCUGGCUUCUUUGACAUUGCUGCUCUUUGUACACUCGACGACUGUUCAAGCAGGACUUCUCAGUAUGGGUUGGGAACCAGCAGACACAUGGAAAGAAUGGUUGGAGAAGAACAUUAUAAUAUGGGCUGCCAAAGAUCCAGGAGGGUUCAUCUAUACAGUCCUGCUUUGUCUCACACCAUUUUUUAUCCUGAGUGGCAUACUGGCAUACUUCCUGGCAAAAGAUAUUGAGAAGAAAGAAAAGGACAAGAAAAGGAAAGCAAAAAGGGAAGCAAAUAUAAGGAAAGCACGAGGAAAACCAGAAAAAGAAAAAAAAGAUAACUGACUGCUGUUCUUUGAUUGACAGAGAUGUUUGUUUGCAGUGGCCUCUCCCAAGGUUAACUUUUUAACUGAAGACUAUUUUGUAUGAUUUAUUAAUAUUUAGAAUUCUGAUUAAAAAAAAAAAGUAAAAAAGAAUUAAAGGGUAACUUUAAGACAA